Molecule: messenger RNA, 786 nt
Organism: Pochonia chlamydosporia 170
Lineage: Eukaryota; Fungi; Ascomycota; Sordariomycetes; Hypocreales; Clavicipitaceae
Product: thiamin pyrophosphokinase, eukaryotic
Exons: 3
Coding region: 1-786 (261 amino acids)
Biological process (GO): thiamine metabolic process; thiamine diphosphate biosynthetic process
Molecular function (GO): ATP binding; thiamine binding; thiamine diphosphokinase activity
Source: RefSeq, a predicted model, not a curated record
AUGUCGACUGCCAAGUUCGAAUGGCACCCUGCCAAACUCCUAGAGGAUCAUGACAGUUUCCAAGACUUCGCUCUGUUGGUUCUGAACCAACCGUUGAAGAAUGGUGCCAUCCUUCGCAGACUAUGGAAGAAUUCAAAGCUCCGAGUCGCCGCAGAUGGCGGUGCCAACCGCCUCCAUCAGCUUUCAUCUUUCCAGGGAAAAUUCUCGAAUCUGCAAGCUAUAAUUGGGGAUCUCGACUCGUUAUCCCCUUCAGUGCGAGACUUCUACUCGUCACAACCUACCCCUGCAGAGGUCAUCCAUGACACCGACCAGGAAUCGGCUGAUUUUGGAAAGGCCAUCCGUUGGAUCAGGAAAACACAACCCAAUGCUCUGGACAUUGUCACACUAGGUGGUAUCGGCGGCCGUGUCGACCAGGGUCUUAGCCAACUUCACCACCUCUACUUGUUUCAGUCGGACCCUGAGUAUGCCGCUGGCCGGAUAUACCUCCUAUCUGGAUCGAGUUUGACAUUUCUGCUGAAAUCCGGGACACAUAGCAUUUACGUUAAGGAAGAUGGUGAGGAUGUUGUCUUUGGAAAGUAUGUUGGAAUUAUCCCCUUGCAGGAGCCUAGUCGGAUUACCACCAAGGGAUUGGAGUGGGAUGUAACGGAUUGGGAAACGAAGAUUGGCGGAAACCUCAGCACUAGCAAUCAUGUACUGCCUCACACUAAGUGUGUCGAGAUUGAAACCACGAAAGAUGUGUUGUUCACCAUAUCACUUCGUCCCGUGGACGGGGAGGACGAAUCGUAA